CUCCCCUACUUGUCUCCUCUCUUUAAAAUCUCUCCUUCAAUUCUCUCUCUCUCUCUCUCUCUCUUUCUCCCUGCUACUGGCCAUUAAUGCCUGCAUCACACGAAGUGGAAGAAGGCAGAUCCGCAGCACCCUCCAAAGACCAUCUGAAUCCAAAUCCAAAUCCAACUUCAAACCCCGAUUCCACCCGGAAAAGAUGAAACUCCUCCCUCUCUCUUCCAAGAACAACCGCCACGACACGGUCCCCGACACGGCGACGUCGGCAUGGCCGUGGCCUUACUGCCACCAGCCCCGCACCCUCUCCUUCCGCGACGCCAGCCCCAUCUUCAAGACCAUCAACUCCGCCUUCGUCCUCGACUCCCCCGCCGACCCCUCCGAACCCUCCUCCUUCCCGAUCGCCGCCCCCGCCGCCGCCCCCUCGGAAGCGUCCCUUAGCUUCUCCACCGCCCCUUCCGAGCUGCCCGACGACGGCGGCGACGAGGAGGCCGGCGACGUCGAGUCCCUCAUCCGCGGCGCCCGCUCCGAGGGCCGGCUCUUCUUCGAGCCGAGCCGGGGCGACACCAGCUCCAUCCUCGCCGUCCGGCCGUCCCUGUCAAAUGCGGAAGCAAAUGAAGAUGCUCGCGAGGCGAACGCGGAGGAGGAGGAGGAGAACGACGAAGAUGACGUGGCGUUUAAGAAGGAGAAGGUGACGUUGCUGGCGAUGGAGUCGAGAGACCCGUACGAGGACUUCAGGAAGUCGAUGGAGGAGAUGGUGGAGGCUCACGGAGUCAAGGGCGACGACUGGGAGUGCCUCGAGGAGCUCCUCUGCUGUUACUUGCGGCACAACGACCGGGACAACCACGGCUACAUCUACGGCGCCUUCGUGGACUUGAUCGUCGACGGCGAUCGCCGCCGCCGCGGCGGUCAACGUCAUCAAUGCCGUCUCCCCGGCCACCAGUCUCCUUCGUCCCCGCUGUCCCUGUACAACACCUCGUCGUCCUCGCUGUCGUCCGCUUCGUCGUCGUCCCUGUCUGCCCGCUGCGUCUCCAUCUCGGAGGCGGAGGAAACCAUUACCGUGAGCACGCCAUGCUCCUUGUCGGGAGCCUUUCUGGAAGUGGUGGAAGAUGAAGGACAAACCUCUUCAUCGGUCGUUGAUUGAUAGAAUCGGUAGAAAAAUCAAUGUACGUAUCCUGCAUUAGGUCGCGGGCUAUUUUUAACGAUAGCCAAAAAGGAUUUCGAUUAGUCCCAUCUGCCACGAUCACCAUCUCUCUCCCUCUCCCUCUCUCUCUCUCUCUCUCUCUCAUUGUCCCAUAUUGACACGAUGCUUCAUCGUUAGAUUAGUGAGUAAUGAAAUGUGAUUAAGUGCA
Molecule: messenger RNA, 1343 nt
Organism: Eucalyptus grandis
Lineage: Eukaryota; Viridiplantae; Streptophyta; Magnoliopsida; Myrtales; Myrtaceae
Product: transcription repressor OFP15
Exons: 1
Coding region: 194-1135 (313 amino acids)
Biological process (GO): negative regulation of DNA-templated transcription
Source: RefSeq, a predicted model, not a curated record